GCCAUGGGCCGCUCCGCUUGGGUGGCCGCGUUUCUUUUGCUGGCCUUCGCCAAAGAGCAGGAGGCUCCAUGCCAGGGCAAGGAGUGCGCCGAGCUGCCGGCGCGAGCACGCCGGCUCCAGGCAGAAAACCCGUGGUUCCGCAUCGGCUAUGAUGACAUGCAGUGCUACGCCCCCGGAGGCAUCGACAUGCGCCCGGCCAACACAGUGUCGGAGUGCCAAGAGCAGGCGGAGAAGGUGGGAUGGGAGUUCUACCAGUUCAACGACGCCACCAGGGGCUGCGCGUUGACGGACCACUGCCAGCGGGACGCCAUGGUGAAAGCGAGCGGCUGGAAGAGCUGGGGGAAGAACUGGUGCGUGCGCUGCGGGGAGUCGAUCUGGGUGCCGAAGCGGAAGCUGAAGAAGUGCUGCGAGGCGCGCGGCUUCGCGCGAGGCUUGCGAGAGGAGAACUUUCAAUAG
Messenger RNA from Effrenium voratum, 456 nucleotides. The record is from the annotation of a GenBank genome assembly. Lineage: Eukaryota; Dinophyceae; Suessiales; Symbiodiniaceae.